CAGUUGUCCCAGUUAAUGCUGCAGAAGAAGAACAAGAAGAAGAAGAAGAAGAAGAAGAAGAAGAAGAAGAAGAAGAACGAAACUAAUGGCUCUUUCGUGUCUCAGAGCUCGCAGGAAGUCCACAAUAGCUCCGUAUUUUCCACAAAAACUCGCCUUUUCUUUUAUUUUUAACUGGAAGAACAAAGACUAUAACCACGUUGGACAGGCGAUAGAUGACCGGAAUGGAGGAAUAUCAUAACAGCAACGAGGGCUCCUUCAACUCUGAAGAAGCUGAUAGCAUUGUCAAAGAGUGCAUCGAGAACGUGGUGGGGGGUGACGACUACAGCCAGAGUCAGGUGAACAAAUGGACCGCCGGCAUCGUGGAGCGCUGCCUCACACAGCUGGUCAAACAGGGGAAACCAUACAAGUACAUCGUGACAUGCGCUGUGAUGCAGAAAACGGGAGCAGGCCUCCACACAGCUAACUCCUGCUACUGGGACACUGCCAUGGACGGAAGCUGCACCGUGAGAUGGGAAAACCGUACUAUGUACUGUGUGGUCGGUGUGUUUGCUGUGGCUAUCGCAUAGGACGCACACACACAAAUAUAUAUAAAUGACGACCACUACCACCAGAAAGAGUGCAGUGUGUUCCUGUGAACAGCAGGGGGCCACCAAGUGCCAUAGAGUCCACAUCCAUACAGCUGUGUGUACAUAUCGAAGCUUGACCUUUUAACAUCUGCGGAAAAGCUGCAGGAAAGAUAACAGCUGUAUUUUGUUGUGUUUUCAGCCUUCCGAUGCAUGUAAACAUCAUCACCUUAAUGUAUUUAUCUCCUCAUGUCACUGCAGUGCUUUAAUAAUGUCACAUUUAGCCUGACAGCAUGCAGCAGCUGUUCUUCUUCUGCGUUUUAUUUUGUAUCAUGUCAACGAGAGAAACGGUGGUUUUGUACUUAUUUUGCUGCAGGAAAAUAAACAUGAAGAGAUUUAUGAA
Siniperca chuatsi (mandarin fish) is the source of this 966-nucleotide messenger RNA. Its product is annotated as dynein light chain Tctex-type 1-like. Gene Ontology annotation, molecular function: dynein intermediate chain binding. Gene Ontology annotation, cellular component: cytoplasm; cytoplasmic dynein complex; kinetochore. Gene Ontology annotation, biological process: microtubule-based movement. The coding region runs from base 213 to 566 and encodes 117 amino acids. The transcript has 6 exons. The record is from RefSeq and is a predicted model, not a curated record. NCBI's taxonomy places the organism in Eukaryota, Metazoa, Chordata, Actinopteri, Centrarchiformes, Sinipercidae.